This is a messenger RNA of [Torrubiella] hemipterigena, 4846 nucleotides long. NCBI's taxonomy places the organism in Eukaryota, Fungi, Ascomycota, Sordariomycetes, Hypocreales, Clavicipitaceae. The record is from the annotation of a GenBank genome assembly.
CCAAAACUGUACUCUACUCAAUUUGGCUGGUGACGGCAAUGGGAAUUUCAGAAAGCCGAGCACAUAUGUAUGGCCACGAAAUAAAAUGUAUAGAAAAUUUGAAAAAGAUUAAAGAAACAACUAUAAAUCUUCCUUAAUUUUUAAACUAUUUUAGUAUCCUACAAUAUAUAUUCGCCCAUUCACUAGAUCCUGCGCCAGUCGAUGGGUGAGGGGCAGAAUCGGCUCGGCCCACUUGAAUUUUGAGUCACAACCUGUGCUUCACCUUUUUUCGAAAGCUCUGCUCGCAUGCACCGCGCCCGAUUCCUUCGCAUCCUCCUCCAAACAGGCAACCGGCCAUGUCUCACAAGGGAAAGAACAGUGCUGCGGCAAAGGGCAAGAAGCCUGCCAAAGCAGGCGCCGAUGGUAAAGCCGAAGAUGUUCUGCAGGCAGUGAUCCUCGCCGAUUCGUUCCAGGAUAGAUUCCACCCGUUUACGAUUGAUACGCCUAGAUGUCUGCUCCCCCUCGCCAACACCCCGCUCAUCGAAUACACCCUUGAAUUCCUAGCCAUGAACGGCGUGCAAGAAGUCUUUCUAUACGCCGGUGCCAACACAGACAAAGUCGAAGAAUACGUCAGUCAGUCCCGUUGGGCCCCGACAUCGCGGUCUUCGCCCUUCUCGACGGUACAAUUCAUCCGCGUUGCCGACGCCCGCUCCAUUGGCGAUGUCCUGCGCGAUCUAGACAAGCGCGCCGUGGUCGACGGCGACUUCAUUCUAGUACACGGCGACCUCGUGUCCAACAUUAUGCUCGACGAUAUCCUAGCCGCACACCGUAAGCGCCGCGAGGACAGCGCCGCGAACAUCAUGACCAUGGUCCUGCGCAGCGGCGGCCCUACCGAGCACCGCACCAAGGCGCAUGGCAUCACGCCCGUCUUUGUCGUCGACUCCAACAACCGCCGCUGCUUGCACUACGAGGAAAUGAGCCCCCUCUCAGAAGACCACUAUGCGCUCCUCGACCCCGCCAUUGUCGACGAGCUCUCGACCGACUUUGAGAUCCGCGCCGACCUCAUCGACGCCCAGAUCGACAUCUGCACACCCGAAGUCCUGGCCCUCUGGUCCGAAAGCUUCGACUACGAGCUACCGCGCAAGAACUUCCUCCACGGCGUCCUCAAGGACUGGGAGCUCAACGGCAAGAUGAUCUACACCGACAUCGUCACCAAGGGCUACGCCGCCCGCGCGCACAACCUGCAAAUGUACGACGCCAUCACACGCGACAUUGUCGGCCGCUGGACAUCGCCCUUCCUGCCCGAGAACAACCUUCUCCCCGGCCAAUCCUACAAGCGCCAUGCCGGCGCCACUGUCAUCGACACCACGGCCUACCACGCCCCCGACGCCAAGCUGCUCAACUCCGUCAUUGGAGCCCGCACAACCAUUGGCGCCGGCAGCUCCAUCACAAACUCCAUCAUCGGCAACAACUGCAAAAUCGGCGCCAACGUGUCCCUCUCCAAUGCCUACAUCUGGAACGACGUCUGCAUCGAGGACAAUGCCGCCAUUACACACGCCAUCCUCGCCGACGGCGUGACCGUCGAACAUUCUGCCGCCGUUGCCGACGGCUGCCUCCUCUCCUACGGCACCCGCGUCUCCGCAAGCAAGCCCAUUUCCGCAGACACCAUCCUCUCGACCAAAGACAUCGGCGGCAAAGUCGUCUCUACCGACACAUCGCUCCUCGGCCCCAGCGGCGCCGGCGCUCCCUUUGAGAACCCCGACCUGGAGGACCUCGAUGAGCGCGACCCAACCCGCCUGCAAACAUCGCUCAUCUACUCCCUCGCCUCAUACAACCUCUCGUCCUCCUCCAUCUCCACGCUCGCCUCCGAAGUCUUUGAUGAAUCGGAUGAUGAAGAACCUGGCUUUGCUGCGUCGUCUGACCGCGAGCGCCUCGACUCCUUUGCUUCCGACGACUCGAGCGGCAAGAUCGCCUUCCACAACGACGCAGUCAACGGCCUCGUCGACGCCCUGCGCGCCACAUCCGGCGACUUUGACUCGGCCAAGCUCGAGUUCAUGGGUCUGCGUCUAGCCACCAACGCCUCGGACGACAUGAUGCGCAAGGCCGUCGCCACCGCCUUUGCCCGCCGCGCCGCCGAGCUCACGCUGCCUGAAAACGGCUCGCUAGAGGCCAGCAAGGCCGCUGAGAAUGCGCUUACAGCCCGCCCUGGUGCCACAAAGUUCAUCUCGGAAGUUGGUGUCGGUGGCGGUGAGACGGAGCAGGUUGAGUUCAUCCUCGCCGUGCAGCGUGCGCUGUCUUCGGUCCGCACCGUCGAGUCCGCCAAGGCCGGCACGCUUCUUGCCGCCCUGAUGCAGCAGCUAUAUGCCCUGGAUAUCCUCGAGGAAGAAGGCAUCCUAGAGUGGUGGGAGGACGAGCGUGCGUCUGGAAGUGAGGCCAUGGAGGCACUCCGCGAAAAGGCAAAGGUCCUGGUCGAGUGGCUGGAGAAUGCAGAGGAAGAGGAAGACAGCGAUGACGACGACGAUGAGGAUAGUGAUUAGACGUCCAUAUCACCCAAAAGUAUUAAUAUAACCAAGAAAUUUACAGUAUAAGGCGCAAGGCCAAAUGCAGUAGUUAUCAAAAUGUGAUGUGUUAUUUCUGAUGAGAGUGAUUCUAAAUGUACAAUCGAUCGUUAUCGUAAAAAACAUGAUGCUCCUAAAACGCCAGCAAAUGACUCUUUUCUUUGUCUUGCUUCUUUCCUAUUCCACAGAGCUCUGGAAUCCAUGCAGCACAAACAUAGUUGCAAUACAACACACUCGUAUGCAUAUAUGCACGUACAGACUAGUAAUAGUCGCCAAGGUCUGCUGCUGCAGCUGCAGCUGGCCCUUUGGCCGUUCCCUUUCUCAUCGCAGCAGGGCCAGGAGGCGGGUUAUUCUGAUCAUACAAGACCUCAGCAGGCUUGACCUCGUCCAGCGACUUAUAGUUGCUGUAGCCACCACGGCCGCGGUUUCGGCCACUACGUCCUUUCUUGCCUCCGCCACCACCUCCGCCGCCGCCACCACGAGCCCGUCCUGCGUUGCGAGGACCGGUAGGAAUAACGGGGGCCACGAGCUGCUGCUCUUCCACCUUUCUCUUGGAAGCACCCUUGCCGGCAUAGAGGUUUUCGUAGUCGCCCUGGCGAGGAUCAUCCUCCUCGAUGCGGAGAAUCAUCUUCUCACCUACUCGGCUGUCGAAGACGAAUCUCUGGUCAGGAGGGAGAGGAGCCCAGGUGUUAAUCUUACCCGCAUCCGCUGGGCGUGCACCCUUCUUCAUGGCCAACACAACAUGCGGGACCGCAGACUCGGUAUGAUAUGAUGUAGCUCCAGGAGCAGGGGCCAGGCAAGCUGCCCAGAUGCUGUUGUGAUAACAGGCCGUUCCGGUAACCUCCCAGCGCAUUAGGCUGCCCAUGCCACCGAUCUUGUCCAGGAUUUCCUUGGGGCAAGGCUUGGGGCAAAUGAUGACGUUGCUGCCGUGGAUUUUGAGGGAGUUCUUGUUGAUAUCUGCGGGGAUGUUGGCCAACGCAAGAAGUUUUGUCUUGUCUUCUUGGCCAAUCAUGUAGCUUGUGAAGAAAACCGUCUUUUUAAUGGCAAGUUUUGCGGGUCGGAGAUGUAGUGGCUGCUUGAGCAGCUCCUCGUUGUGCUGCUGAAUCAUUCGCUGCACUUCCGUGACUUCUGUUAGAGGAUCCAAGGUUGUAGAAUUGUUAGGCACCUGGAUGACUUCUGUUCCAAUGGUGCCUCGGGUAGGAUUUGUGGACUGGCGGUAGUUGUAGUUUUCAAAGAAUUCCUUGAACGCCUUGGUAUGCUUUGGUCGGUCCUCGUAAAUACGUAGCUCGCUGGCGCCCUUGUAUACCUCAACGAGCUCUGUCAGAAAUGCUUGUUUGAAGUGCAUGGUGUUGUCAAACGUCUGGUUCGAAGGGCCGAUGGGAGGCUUGAGAACGAGCAUGUCAAAGUUGAGACCUUUGCUCUCUACCAUGCGCCGGAUAAUGUCUGUAAACUUUCUGUCGCCGCGGCCCGUCAGCAGUACGCAGACGGCAUCUGGCUGGCGAAUGCUGAGCUGGACGAGCUGGACAAUCUUUUCAUUCCACCAACCCUCCCAGGCGCGAGGUUCUUCCUUGUGGAUGCCGUCACCGACCGAUGCGAGGAUGUUGUUAUCGUGCCACCAGCCGCCAUUGAUGAACUUGUCUUGCAUGGCAAGAAGACCGAUCGUCUGGUUGUUCCAUAGUGCAGGAUUCGGCAGCGGGGUCUUAAAUACUGCAUCAACUGUUAAUGGUAGAGCUCUCUGGAACAGAAUCUCGAUGGGACGUACGGGUGUUAUCGAAGUCGUAGACGUGGAUGGCGCGAAUCUUGGCUGGGUCUGGCGGUGGUCAGUAAUUGCGCGGAACGCAUCGAGGGAGACAAAUGUACCAGGGGGGGACUUUUCGAGGCCAGACCAGCGGCCGAGCCCCGUCAGAGUGUAUUUUGUUUGCUGUUGCUUGCCAUUGGCGUGAUAGGCGCUGUAUGCAGACGCCAUUGUGAGGGAUGGGAGGCUUCGCGAGGCGGUUACGAGAGGUAGCGUAGGGCACUGGCGGACGACGAGAUUUGUUGAGAGGUCAUGGGGAUGUCCUUUGCAGUGUGCGCGUACGGCGAGAUGGAUGAAGAGGCGGCGAUGUCGAGGAGAAGCCGUUGGCGAUGCAGUCAAGCGCGAUGUCUCUGGAAAAAAGCUGGUGGUAGCGUUGAGGUGACCAGCGCGGCGAGUGGGUCUGGCAGCGGCUGAGCAGAGCACUGGAAGGCGAGGCGACGACCGCUGUAGACAGUGGCCAGUAACAGCAGGCUUCAUUGUGCGCCCGGCGGGAUGUCGGGGGAAGGGCACAAGA